AUUCAGGAGGAGUAACUGGAAGCCAUAACCAUGAACUUCCAUAUCUGUCAUAGGAAAGAGGUUGGCCUCAGCAGCAAUGAGGGAUAAUUCUUUCAAGAAAGGAAUGAAGAGAGAAGUUAGAUGGAAAAGAGAUUUUUAAGGUCAAAAGAAGCAGCUGAAGAACAUGUGUAGGACAGCCUUAGGAGUUACUACACUUCAAGACCUGGGUGUCUGCUGGAGGAAGGAACAUGACCCUGCGGAGAUGUUAAGGGUUGGGAGAGCUGAGCUUGGAGGCUGGAAGCCCAGCUGGGAGGCUAUUGUUAAAGAGGUUGCUGCAGCAACUGGUCACACAGUAGUGUUGGUAGACCAGACAGAGGACAUCCUGGCAAAAUCCAAAAAGGGAAUUGAGGAAAGCCUUAGGAAAGUGGCAAAGAAGAAGUUUGCAGAAAACCUUAAGGCCGGCGAUGAAUUUGUGGAGAAGACCCUGAGCACCAUAGCGACCAGCACGGAUGCAGCCUCCGUUGUCCACAGCACAGACUUGGUGGUGGAAGCCAUCGUGGAGAAUCUGAAGGUGAAAAACGAGCUCUUCAAAAGGCUGGACAAGUUUGCUGCUGAACAUACAAUCUUUGCCAGCAACACUUCCUCCUUGCAGAUUACAAGCAUAGCUAAUGCCACCACCAGACAAGACCGAUUCGCUGGCCUCCAUUUCUUCAACCCAGUGCCUGUCAUGAAACUUGUGGAGGUCAUUAAAACACCAAUGACCAGCCAGAAGACAUUUGAAUCUUUGGUAGACUUUAGCAAAGCCCUAGGAAAGCAUCCUGUUUCUUGCAAGGACACUCCUGGGUUUAUUGUGAACCGCCUCCUGGUUCCAUACCUCAUGGAAGCAAUCAGGCUGUAUGAACGAGGUGACGCAUCCAAAGAAGACAUUGACACUGCUAUGAAAUUAGGAGCCGGUUACCCCAUGGGCCCAUUUGAGCUUCUAGAUUAUGUCGGACUGGAUACUACGAAGUUCAUCGUGGAUGGGUGGCAUGAAAUGGAUGCAGAGAACCCAUUACAUCAGCCCAGCCCAUCCUUAAAUAAGCUGGUAGCAGAGAACAAGUUCGGCAAGAAGACUGGAGAAGGAUUUUACAAAUACAAGUGAUGUGCAGCUUCUCCGGCUCUGAGAAGAACACCUGAGAGCGCUUUCCAGCCAGUGCCCCGAGUGCCUGUGGGAAUGCUCUUUGGUCAGACAUUCCCUCACACAGUACAGUUUAAUAAAUGUGCAUUUUGAUUGUAAUCUAUCGAAGUGAUUAUUACACCAGUUACAGCAGUAAUAGAUUCUCCAUUAAGAAAUAAUUCCCUUUUUUAGUCUGUUCAUUUCUGUGUAUUUUCUAAACAGCUUUACACCCUUGGUGCCUUGGAGCAAACAUGUUUUUUGAACCUUGUCAUUUUUGUGAAGAAUUGCCUAGAUUCCUUCUCUCAUCAACGGGAAAGUACUUCCUCUGAGAGUGCGAGUGCACCAUGCUCACUGUUGCUGCGUGGGAGAGUCACAAGCCACUGGCAAGCAAGUGGUAUAGUCUGUGAAGCACUGCAGCGAGCAGCACCUGGAUCUUGCCUUUAUAAGAACAUUUUACUACCUGCAGCUUUGAGUCUUGCCCUACAUUUUGGGCAUGACAUAAGAUGUGUCUUUAUUCAGCUCGUCGUGAAGAUGCUGCUGCUGAAUGGGUCAGCAUAUCUCUGUUUGCAUGGUUUGCAGGAGGUCGGUUUUCAUGGUCAUUCAGUUCCACAGAUCUGAAUGAUUACUGUCUGUCUGUGUCUUUUUUCCAUGAGAAAUCACUGUUGCAAAUUGCCUAUAAAUUGACUCUACUAAAAUAACAAUGUUUCAGUCUGAAAAUUUGAAUUGAAAAAAAUGUAUAAUAUAAAAUUGUAAUACACUCAAAUGAUUAUAAAAGUAAAAGUUGGUAAUUUAGGCAGAA
Messenger RNA from Homo sapiens (human), 1934 nucleotides. RefSeq names its product hydroxyacyl-CoA dehydrogenase (gene HADH). The coding region runs from base 164 to 1120 and encodes 318 amino acids. NCBI's taxonomy places the organism in Eukaryota, Metazoa, Chordata, Mammalia, Primates, Hominidae. Gene Ontology annotation, cellular component: mitochondrion; mitochondrial matrix. The record is from RefSeq and is marked reviewed. Gene Ontology annotation, biological process: fatty acid beta-oxidation; response to hormone; fatty acid metabolic process. The transcript has 8 exons. Gene Ontology annotation, molecular function: oxidoreductase activity, acting on the CH-OH group of donors, NAD or NADP as acceptor; oxidoreductase activity; NAD+ binding.